CUUCCCAAGAGCCUAGAACCAUCACAUGCUUUCUAAGAAUUGUUGAAGGAAUAAAAAUAGUCAUUUUGGCAAUUAAUUUUCUUGACAUGGAAAAAACAUAUCUUCUUACUUCUUAAAUUAGAAUUGAAAAUUCCUCCUACUAUACCCCAUGCUCAUAAAACUCAAUUCCGCUGCUAUAUAUAAUCACUAGCGGCACCGCCAAAAGUUUGUUCAAGUUAUUCCUAAGAAAGUCCUUUUUCUCUUCCUCUAAAAUCGCUCAUCAACCCUUCACAGCACUUCAUUUCAGACACAAUCCUCGUAAAGAUUCAACUUUUUACAAACCCCAGCACAUUUUCAUUGUACCAUACGGGAUUUUCAUAAAAACCCCAAGAAUUAUAUCAACAGUAAAAGGGAUUUCGGUACUGGGAUUAAACAUUUGAAGGGGGAAGCUAAAAUGGCGGCGGCGGCGGCGGCCGCACCGUGCAUCAAAGGCGGCUCUUUGAUGAUCAACGGGGAGACGCUGUUGACCCGUGUCCCGUCAAACGUCGUUGUUUUCCCGGUGACUGACCGCUCAUCUUGUUCUUCCUCUUCUGCUGUGUUUCUUGGUGCCAGCUCGAGUGUCCCCAGCUCAAGACAUGUUUUUGGUCUUGGGGUUCUUAAAGAAUAUAGGUAUAUGUGCCUCUUCAGACAUAAAAUUUGGUGGAUGAUACCUCGUUUCGGAUGUUCGGGAAGAGAUAUUCCCAUGGAAACACAAAUGCUGCUAUUGGAAGUUAGGCUGGAGUCUGUUGCGGCCUGUGAUGAUAAUUUAUCAGUAAAGAAUGGCCACAACACUUUCUAUGUUUUGUUGUUGCCCGUUUUAGAAGGACAGUUUAGGGCUUCGUUGCAAGGUAAUUCAGCUAAUGAGCUCGAGUUCUGCGUUGAAAGUGGGGACACCCAUGUUCAAACCACAGAGGUAUCAGAAUCGGUCUUUGUAAAUUCGGGGAACAACCCGUUUGAGCUCAUUACAGAUUCUUUCAGGAUAAUUGAGCAGCACAAAGGCACCUUUACUCAUAUUAAACAUAAAAAGAACCCUGUACAUUUAGAUUGGUUUGGUUGGUGUACGUGGGAUGCUUUCUAUAAAGAUGUUAAUCCACGGGGCAUUAGAGAAGGUAUUGAAAGUUUUCUUGAAGGAGGUUGUCCACCAAAGUUUGUGAUUAUCGAUGAUGGAUGGCAAGAUACAUUUAAUGAAUUCCAAAACGAAGGAGAACCUUUUAUAGAAGGGACACAAUUCGCGAGUAGAUUAAUCGAUAUCAGUGAAUGCUUCAAGUUCAAGAGCUUUGGUGACGAUGAUAGUAACUGUCGUGACCUGCAUGACCUCGUCCAAAUUAUCAAGGAAAAAUAUGGUGUCAAAUUUGUGUACGUGUGGCAUGCGUUGAUUGGUUAUUGGGGUGGGCUCCUUCCUUCAUCUGAGAAAAUGAAAAAGUACAAUCCCAAGAUAACAUAUCCCAUACAAUCUCCUGGCAAUGUGGGAAACACUCGGGACAUAGCCAUGGACAGCUUAGAAAAAUACGGAGUCGGUCUUAUAGAUCCCGAUAAAAUUUUCGAUUUUUACAAUGAUCUCCAUAGCUAUCUCUCGGGCAUCGGGAUUGAUGGAGUAAAAGUAGACGUCCAAAAUCUCAUAGAGACACUCGGGACAGGAAAUGGGGGUCGGGUUUCUCUCACUAGACGAUACCAAGGAGCACUUGAGGACUCAAAGAGAAGUGCCACCUCAAGAGCAUCCGAAGAUUUCAUGCCUCGGGAACAUAAAUUUCAGACAUUGCAUGUUGCCUCUGUGGCCUUCAAUAGUCUUCUACUGGGAGAGAUUGUCGUGCCUGAUUGGGACAUGUUUCAGAGUGAUCAUUACGCUGCAGAAUUCCAUGGCGCAGCACGAGCUGUGGGCGGAUGCCCUGUGUAUGUGAGUGAUAAGCCGGGCAUGCAUGAUUUCAAAGUACUCAAGAAGUUAGUAUUGCCUGAUGGGUCAAUACUGAGAGCUAAAUAUGCUGGUCGGCCCACUCGUGACUGCUUAUUUGUGGACACAGUAAUGGAUGGGAAAAGCUUACUGAAAAUAUGGAACGUGAACAAUUGUUCUGGAUUAGUCGGAGUUUUCAACUGCCAAGGAGCUGGAAAUUGGCCGUUGAGAGAUGGGCCGUCACAUGAUUCCGAUUCAUCCUCCGAGUCAUCAGUUUUAUCCGGCCAUGUUAGUCCUGAAGACAUCAAUUUUCUUCAACAAGUAGCUGACGAGAGCUGGAAUGGGGAUUGUGCUGUCUAUGCUUUCCAUUCUGGUUCCCUUUCCCGAUUGUCGAAAGAAGAAGGCGUUGAAGUUUUGUUAGGCACUCUCGAAUGUGAAAUAUUCACAAUCUCCCCGAUAAGGGUUUUGAACGAACUAGUCGAUUUUGCUCCAAUUGGACUGAUCGACAUGUUCAACUCGGGUGGCGCUAUCGAAGGUGUGAGCUUCGUAAACGAGCCUUUCAGGAGCACAUUUGGAGCUUAUUCGAGCAAAGAACUGAGUUCUUGCAAUGUGGAGAAGAAGGGGGGUUUUGACAGCAGGUUCAAAUUCACAUCAGUUUCCCCAAUACAAGAACACCGUAGUUUAAAAGAAUGGAGCUUGCCGAACAUAGAAACAUCACUGGUCCUUCUCCGGCUACCCGCUAAGCACAUCGCCGUCUGCAGAUGCGUUGGGAGGGAAUUUGUAGAGAAAUACUAUACCAUUCUACAUAGCUCGCCGGAGUUGGCUCAUAUAUUCUAUCAAGACAAGAGUACCAUCCAUCGUGUGGAGGAGGAUGGCUCCAUGAGUGUCACCACAACCUGUCAAGCUAUCAAAGAGAAGAUUGUCUCGCUCAACUAUGGGGACUCAAGAGUUGAGAUCAAGUCGGUGGAUUCAUUUGAGUCUUCUGAAUGUAAAGUUAAUGUUUUCGUCACUGGCCAUCUCGUGGUGAAUGACAAUGUAGUUAAAAGUUUCGCCCAAUUCUUCAUUCUUGCUCCACAAGAUAAUGACUACUUUGUUUUAACCGACCUGUUACGAUAUAUCGAUAUUGUCAAUGGGAACCCAACUAUAGGAAGUGAUAUUGUGGUGCAUCCGACCACAACACCAGAGGAAUCUGCCUUUGCAGAUGAAGUUUACAGUCCAUCAGAGUAUGGCAACAGUGUGUUCUUCAGUGGAGUAGAAGUUCCAGUAUCCGAUUUCGUUGAUGAGGCUUCUCCCAUAUCAAUAUCAAUUGUUAGACACCUAUCUUUUGCUCCAGAGAAAAGAUGUGCAGAUUCUCGGACUUCUCCCAUAUCAAAUGGAGAUGGCAGUGGUUACAAUAAAGGGGAUGAUAAAGAGCUGGUGGUUAAAUCCAUUGCCAAACACGAUCAAAUUUCGAAGAAGUCAUAUGCGUCUGUUGUACGUAGUGGUGGCAGUGAUUACAAUAAAGGGGGUCUUGACAGCAGGUUCAAAUUUACAUCAUUUCGCCCAAUAAAAGAAAACCCUAAUUUAAAAGAAGAAUGGAGCCUGCCGAACAGAGAAACAUCCUUGGUCCUUCUCCGGCUACACGCAAAGCACAUCGCCGUCUGCAGAUGCGUAUGCAGGAGUUGGCUCUCCCUAACCACCUCACGUGGAUUCAUCUCUGCACAGCUCGACCAUGCCCGGUCUGAAUCCGAUUCCCAAUUCCUUUUCCACUAUUCAGUCCCCCGUUUGGAAAGAGACAAGGCCCCAGUAAAACCCACCCAAUCAGGCCUCGUCUGCUUUUCCCCGGACACAUUGAUUAUUGGCUCGAUCAAUGGUCUGAUCUGCUCCACUGGCAACUGGAGGUACUGCAGCUGGCCGUCUCCCAAUGACGUCUGGAUAUGGAACCCAUCCACUGGGCUCUCAAAGAAACUCCCCAUGGGCAUCCGCUUUUUCCAGCGCUUUUCCAAUAUUCAGGCCACAUUCGCCUUCUGCUGGGACGAAGAGUCUGACGUGUACAAGGUGGUUAGAAUCAUUUCGAAGAAAUGCGAACCAACUUUUGCCGAGGUCUGGUCCUCGGAUAUUAACUCCUGGGAGGAGAUUGACCUCACAUACCAUCCUUCUUUCUAUCACCCCUCAAACCCUGUGAACUUGGUCCCAACCACCGUCUGCAAUGUGUUUGUCAGGAAUUCCCCCCACUGGGCUGUCCUCGAUUAUGAUGGGAAUCCCUUUAUCAUCUCAUUUGAUGUCAAAACCAACAAGCUCAAGCUGUUCUCUUUCCCAUCUCAACUAUCUUCUGACCCGGAAGAUGUCGCUAUGCGAAUUACCACUGGGAGUGGGCAGCUUUUUGUUACCAACUGGAUGGGGGAAUUAGCGGUGCUGGAUUAUUUAUAUAUGGCCGCCGAGGAUGAGGAGACGCUGGCCCCUUUACUUUCUGAGGCACAGAGUAUGUAUUGUCCAUACCGUUUGUGGAAGAUGGAAGUGAAUGGUCGUUGGAUUUGUUCACGUCUGGUUUCUUUUGGUUUUGAUUUCCAUUAUUGCCUGAACUCCGUGGGGGGAGGGAAAUAUAUGCUGCUGCAGACGCCUUCAGAUAUAGCAUUGUACGACAUUGUGAAGAGUCGAGUUAUUAGGACGUAUGAAGUUCCCCAGGAUUUUUUUUGUAUAUCUUCAGCCUUUGACUUUGUCGGGAGCUUAGUGUCGAUGGAGGGGUCUGAGCCCUUUGGGGACGAUUUUAGCAAAUUGAUCACUCCCACCUGGCCGAGUCAUCUGCAGAUGAACUUGAACCCCCGCAAACAACUCUUGAUGCUUCUGGAAGAGGAUAAAUUCUUUGCUGAUGAAAUGGAACGGUAUUCGUACGAGGCGUUGAUUGGGGCAAGGAAUGAGAGGCGUGAUAGUUGGUUUGUUAUUGUUAAAUGCCAAGAUGAUAGUAUCCGGCUGAUUGAUGGUCAGAACCUCAGUUUGCACUUAGAACUUGACAAUGGGAGAAUCGGGCUCGAGCUUCCAUCCGUCAAGUACUCGUCCACGUGCCACGGGCUCCGGCUGAGGGACAGCUCCAUCACCAACUGUAGCUACUUUUUCGUCCUCCAAAUAAACUCCGACAGACCAGUGGAGGGAGGCCUUCGUGGUCCGGUUGACAAAUGCAUUUUCUGGCAGGCCUAG
Molecule: messenger RNA, 5080 nt
Organism: Striga asiatica
Lineage: Eukaryota; Viridiplantae; Streptophyta; Magnoliopsida; Lamiales; Orobanchaceae
Source: the annotation of a GenBank genome assembly